This is a messenger RNA of Paramuricea clavata, 1262 nucleotides long. The record is from the annotation of a GenBank genome assembly. Lineage: Eukaryota; Metazoa; Cnidaria; Anthozoa; Malacalcyonacea; Plexauridae.
AUGGCUGCCAUUGAUGACAAUGUUGUUGGCACCACCUCAGAUUCUGAUUUUACCCGCUUUUUAAAAAGCAUAUCGCUUGAAAAACAUCAGCUUGAACUAGAACAAAUGGGCAUACAAUCUAUAGAUCACCUAGCAGACGUAACGGACGGCGAUGAUGCUGAGUUUGCAUUCAUGACAAAAUUCGAAUUUAGACGACUUAUCCGCGAAUAUAAGCAAUUUUGCAUUGAAACUGGCGCUGCAAAGACAAAUUCACCUUCAGGUAGUGCUUGUGGUUCAUAUAAAACGUCAAGUCAAUCUGUCAUUGUAAAACUGCCAAAGUCGUUCAGAAACUUCUUUGGCACACGCGACGGAAUGGGAAAUGUCGUCGUGGGAACGUCAGGUUUAAAAAGCAAGUACAAAAACUUAUGGCAUGAUAGACCCCGCAAUCCAAGCCAGGUUCUGUCGAAUUCGUUUGUGUUGAAGAUGGCUGAAGAAAGAUUUAAAUUUGCAAAGAGUUUGAGAGACUGUGAACUUUGGUGCAGGCAGGAAAGGGCAACCAGAAUUAAGUUGCUUUUAGCAACCAGCAAGUCACCUGCAAUUGACGAAUGGACAGAGUACUAUAAGAAACAGUCUAUAUAUGGUCAAAUCCAAGAGAUACAGAAGAGAUUUCCUGCGACUGAGGCCAUCGCUGCAAGUCAGACUGACAGUGUUACACUCAACAUAUAUGAGAAACUAUGCAAAUACCAAAUUGAGCUUGUGAGAAUUGAGAAAUUUGCCAUAAAUGCCCUUCAUGCUUGCGAAGGUCAAAUUAGGAAACCACCUAUUUCAGAAGGUAUUAAUUUUAUGGAUACAUGCCUUAAAAUAUAAUUGAUAUGCAUUUAAACUAGGGAAAUCAUAAAUGUCUAUAGAAACUUGCUCUAUAUAAACUUAAGGCUAUUUUGAAGCUUAACUGCAUGUAUGUUGACUUCUUUUUAAUCAUAGAGUGGCAAGAGCCAAAUGAAUUUUAUUUACACCAUCUACCACUGCUGCAAGAGGCUGUUGAGCAUGUUAGUACAAAAGUUACUGCCUUGAAAGCAAAAGUUGAGAUGGCAGCUGAAAAACACAAGAAAACAGCAUCACAUAACAAAAUUCAACAAAGAAGACAGGCAAAAAGAGCAAAGCUUCAUGCUAUUAUAAAUGUGACUGAAGGGCCUGGUGAUGAUUGUCAUGUUGUUGAAACUUCGGAUUGUGAUGGGGCAGACAAUGACUCUGUGGUCAUUGAGAAUGAUGUUGAAGAACUUUAA